AUGAUGAAAAACAGAUUUGAACCAAUAACAUGUCCCGUCUGCUCAAAAAACGUUUAUUUUGCAGAAGAAGUAAGGGCUAUGGGUCGUGCAUUUCAUAAACAAUGUUUCAAAUGCUGUCAAUGUUCUAAAGCUCUAGACAGUUUUACUGCAAAUGAUCAUAAGGGUUCUCUGUAUUGCAAAAGUUGCUAUGCGAAGAACUACGGACCAAAUGUUUACGGUUUUUCAACGAAUGGCACACUAAUGAGAAGUACUUAUGAUCUUCGAGAUUGUACUAAAAUGAAUGGUUAUUCCUAUUCGCAUAGUCCAAUGAUAAAUCAAUCACAAGAUCGUUUAACUAAUUUAGAACAUAGUGGAAAUUAUAUUCCACGUCCUUUUCGUACAAGAUGGUCUAGUGGAAAUUGUAAUUCAACACGUUGUGCAAAUUGUUCAGAUAUUGUUUAUGCUAAUGAAAGAAUAGAUAUAGUUGGUAAAGUAUUUCAUCGUUUAUGUUUUAAAUGUAAUGAUUGUCAACGUCUUCUUGAUCGUGGUACUGCAUGUGAUCAUAAUCGUGAAGUAUUUUGUCAUAAUUGUUAUAUUAAAAAUUUUGGUUCUAAAGGAUUAAAAGCUGGUACAAAUCUACGUUGUGCUUAA
Molecule: messenger RNA, 630 nt
Organism: Schistosoma spindalis
Lineage: Eukaryota; Metazoa; Platyhelminthes; Trematoda; Strigeidida; Schistosomatidae
Source: the annotation of a GenBank genome assembly